CAUUCCCAUUUUUAGCCGUUGAACCUGCUCUAGUUGCCGGCGGCCGGGUUUAGCUAGCUUAGCUAAAACAAGUGUCUUAAAUCGCCUUGUCCUUAAAAUGUCUCACCCAACACCGUCUGACAAGCCUUCAAAUCCUAAAAACCCUCGUGUCUUCCUUGAUGUAGACAUUGAUGGAGGAAGAGCUGGCCGAAUAGUUCUGGAGCUGUUUGCUGAUAUCACUCCUAAGACUGCUGAAAACUUCCGGGCCCUCUGCACUGGAGAGAAAGGCAUUGGCCAAUCGACUGGGAAACCGCUGCACUUCAAAGGAUGCCCGUUCCACAGAAUUAUCAAAAAGUUCAUGAUCCAAGGAGGUGACUUCUCCAACCAUAAUGGCACCGGGGGCGAGAGCAUCUACGGGGAGAAGUUUGAAGAUGAAAACUUCCACUACAAGCAUGACAAAGUGGGUCUGCUAAGUAUGGCCAACGCCGGGCCAGACACCAACGGCUCACAGUUCUUCAUCACUACUGUUCCCACGCCGCACUUAGACGGCAAACACGUGGUCUUUGGACAAGUAUUGAAGGGGAUGGGUGUAGUAAAAAUGCUGGAGUCCAUUGAUACUACGGAUGACACUCCUGAAAAGCCAUGUGUCAUAGCAGACUGCGGUGAGCAUAAGGACGGGGACAGCUGGGGUGUUGCACCAAGCGACGGGUCAGGAGACACCCACCCAGACUUCCCCGAGGACUCCGACAUCGACUUUAAAGAUGUUGACAAAGUUCUGUCUGUGGCUGAGGAUGUGAAGAAUAUCGGGAACAACCUUUUUAAGAGUCAAGACUGGAAAACUGCAGUCAAAAAAUAUAGCAAAGCCCUCAGGUAUUUGGCGGAGAGCGGAGAUCAGCUGGAGGAGGAUGUGCAGAAGAAGCUGGAGCCCACUGCCAUCAGCUGCUUCCUCAACACAGCAGCGUGCAAUCUGAAGAUGCAGCUGUGGCAGGAAGCUGUGGACAGCUGCAACGAGGCUCUGGAGCUGGACCAAGCCAACACCAAGGCUCUUUUCCGGAGGGCCCAGGCCUGGCAGGGGUUAAAGGAAUACAGCAAAGCCAUGACCGAUCUGAAGAAAGCUCAGGGAGUAGCUCCAGAAGACAAAGCUAUCAGCAACGAGAUGAAGAGAGUCCAGCUUAAAGUCCAGGAGGAGAAGGAGAAAGAGAAGAAAAUCUAUGCCAAAAUGUUCGCGUGAACAUUUCACCUGAGGAUGCAUUGAAUCGUUAGUGUCAUUUAUCAAUAUAUGAAGUCAUCUCUACAUGGGAAGCUGCACUUAAAAUCAGAUUUGGAGUCUGUACCCAGGUGAAAAUUGUACUGUGUUUUUGGUGUUUUUGCAGGUUCUUUCAUGUUUUCCACCUGGAACAUUUCUCACUUUUAUGUAUUCUUUACAAGGGAAUAACGGUUGUAAGCUUUCGGCCUGUCUUCAUUCUGACAAGAGUCUUCACCCAAAAUGAAUAGUUUUAAGUGUUGAAAUACUGGGUUAACACUGGUCUUUGUUCUGGGAUUUUGACGCCGUUCAGAAAAAAACAAAGUUGUGUAUGUUGUACCACUUCAUGUUGAUACAUUGCCCUCGAACACAUUUAGUACAUCCGUUUGUUUUUAUGUUUUUGUUUUUUUUUUUUUUUUACAGGGGUCAAUAAAUUGAAAAGGAUAACAGUCAUGUGUUCUUUAUUCAUUGUUGUGAUAUUAUGUACAAUACUGUGUGGAUCAAAGGCUGUCAUAUACCUGCAAUAAUGCUGAAAUAAACCUUAAUUUAAGAACA
Molecule: messenger RNA, 1777 nt
Organism: Thunnus maccoyii (southern bluefin tuna)
Lineage: Eukaryota; Metazoa; Chordata; Actinopteri; Scombriformes; Scombridae
Gene: ppid
Product: peptidylprolyl isomerase D
Exons: 10
Coding region: 98-1210 (370 amino acids)
Biological process (GO): protein peptidyl-prolyl isomerization; protein folding
Molecular function (GO): peptidyl-prolyl cis-trans isomerase activity; protein binding
Source: RefSeq, a predicted model, not a curated record